UCCAGGUUCGGUUCAAGAAAGAUGACACAGAGCCUGUCGGGCCCGCGCACUCUUGGCAAAGUUUCAGUGCGAGGAGAGGCGCCGGGCCCUUCAUGGCUGCGCCGUAACGGGGACCCAGCCGCCUCCCCGCCCAGCCCAGCCCAGCCCGCCCGCCCGCCCAGGAUGGAGGCGCCCGCCAGCGCGCAGACCCCGCAUCCUCACGAGCCCAUCAGCUUCGGCAUAGACCAGAUCCUCAACAGCCCGGACCAGGACAGCGCUCCCGCCCCCAGGGGCCCCGACGGCGCCAGCUACCUGGGGGGACCUGGGAGCCGGCCGGGCGCCGCGUACCCGUCCCUGCCGGCCUCCUUCGCUGGCCUCGGCGCGCCCUUUGAGGACGCGGGAUCUUACAGCGUCAACCUCAGCCUGGCACCCGCCGGGGUGAUACGAGUUCCGGCGCACAGGCCGCUCCCGGGGGCCGUGCCACCGCCUCUGCCCAGUGCGCUGCCUGCCAUGCCUGCGGUGCCUGCUGUGCCAAGCCUGGGCGGACUCAACUUUCCCUGGAUGGAAAGCAGCCGUCGCUUUGUGAAAGAUCGUUUCACAGCAGCGGCCGCGCUCACUCCCUUCACCGUAACUCGGAGAAUUGGACACCCCUAUCAGAACCGGACGCCCCCGAAAAGGAAGAAGCCACGCACAUCUUUCUCACGGGUGCAGAUCUGCGAGCUAGAAAAACGUUUCCAUCGCCAGAAGUACCUGGCCUCUGCCGAGAGGGCGGCGCUCGCCAAGUCCCUCAAGAUGACCGACGCGCAGGUCAAGACCUGGUUCCAAAACAGGAGGACCAAGUGGCGGCGGCAGACGGCAGAGGAGAGAGAGGCCGAGAGGCAGCAGGCAAGCCGGCUGAUGCUGCAACUCCAGCAUGACGCCUUCCAAAAGAGCCUCAAUGACUCCAUCCAGCCGGACCCGCUCUGUCUGCACAACUCGUCGCUGUUUGCUCUGCAGAACCUGCAACCCUGGGAGGAGGAAGGCACCAAGGUUCCCGCCGUCACCUCGCUGGUCUGAGCCGCGGCCGGACCGCCACACCCCGAGAGCGCUUCUGGCCCGGGCCCGGGCCUCGGGACUAGGGACGGGCCCACAACCGCGGUCUCCCAGCGGGGCUGGGCCGGGCCGGGUCGGGCCAGGGUGGGGGGAGAGUGGGCAGGGGACGGGAUGAGGGGCACGGGCUGCCGCCUUCCCAAAGAGGCCGGCAAGCCGCAGGGCAGCUGGGACCGCGCCACCCGACCCGGCCCGCUCCGUCUGCGGCCGCGCUCGCCCCGCAGGGCCCGGGGCUAGCGAGGGCUCCGCGCAGCAGCACAAUCCGGGCCUUCCUUCCCUUCCCUCUGCAGGCUCCUCGCCCUUGCCCAUGCCCCGGGCCCGACAAAGCGCCUUAGGUUUCACCUGCCCCGCUCCCCCCCGGGCGGGGCGCCUGUAUAAUACUUUGUACUUUUGCCCAAACGUGUAAAUAAAAGUUUUCUUUAGGAAUCGG
Trichosurus vulpecula (common brushtail) is the source of this 1498-nucleotide messenger RNA. It is a transcript of the gene TLX3, whose product is annotated as T cell leukemia homeobox 3. Gene Ontology annotation, biological process: regulation of transcription by RNA polymerase II; animal organ development. Bases 22 to 1035 code for a protein of 337 amino acids. Lineage: Eukaryota; Metazoa; Chordata; Mammalia; Diprotodontia; Phalangeridae. Gene Ontology annotation, molecular function: RNA polymerase II cis-regulatory region sequence-specific DNA binding; DNA-binding transcription factor activity, RNA polymerase II-specific. The record is from RefSeq and is a predicted model, not a curated record. Gene Ontology annotation, cellular component: nucleus. The transcript has 3 exons.